This is a messenger RNA of Dunckerocampus dactyliophorus (ringed pipefish), 2621 nucleotides long. RefSeq names its product ubiquitin thioesterase OTUB2-like. Gene Ontology annotation, molecular function: cysteine-type deubiquitinase activity; ubiquitin binding. Gene Ontology annotation, cellular component: nucleus. The transcript has 5 exons. The coding region runs from base 156 to 896 and encodes 246 amino acids. The record is from RefSeq and is a predicted model, not a curated record. NCBI's taxonomy places the organism in Eukaryota, Metazoa, Chordata, Actinopteri, Syngnathiformes, Syngnathidae. Gene Ontology annotation, biological process: negative regulation of double-strand break repair; protein K48-linked deubiquitination.
GAGAUAAGUACGUGGUUAUACUAUCAUACUUCCGGUUCACGUCAAUUUCUAAAACAAAACUACAGAAACGCUUUAAAACGAAAGCUUUUCAUUCAACUACGACUCCGAUAGACUUUAUCAUUGAAACGUGACGUUAGGUCGAGCAGCCAAGUCGCAUGACGAGGCCGUGGUUCGAGUCCGCACCUAAUAAAAUCGCGUGUCUGCAAAAAAAUAAAAUAAAAAAAAUGGAGGCUGGCAGUUUCGUGUGUCACAGAGAGGAUGUUUCGGCGCUGCUGCGCCAACAGAAACAAUCCAACAAGCAUCAAGAACUGAGCGGUUUGUUCUCCUCCGUGAGAAAAGUGAGGGGCGAUGGAAACUGUUUCUACAGAGCCUUUUGUUUCGCCUUUAUGGAAUCCAUCCUGCACAAUGUCAAGGCUCUGCAAAGAUUUAAGGAGAGCAUCAUUAAGAGCAGUGCACAUCUCUCUUCUGCAGGAUUUGACCGCAGUGCCUUCCAGCUUCACUUAAACACAGUUGUUAAUGUCAUUGAGCGCUGCGAAGGUGGCGAACGGGAGGAGAUGCUGUUCAGGCUCUUCAAUGAUCACGUGACCUCAGACAGCGUGGUGCAGUACCUGCGUCUACUCACCUCUGCAUACCUGCAGAACAAUGCCGACGACUUCUGCAACUUUGUGGAGGCACCCAGCCUGCAGGCGUACUGUCAUCAAGAUGUGGAAGCCAUGGGGAUGGAGUGCGACCAUGUGGACAUCUUGGCUCUCACUCAAGCGCUGGGAAUUUGCAUCCACGUGGUCUCAAUGGAGGGCGAUGAGGAGCAGUUGGUGCACCACAUCAUCCCUGAUGGUGCUGAGGCCUCUAUACACCUCCUCCACCACAUAUCACACUUUAGCAUUCUUUACCCAUGACCCCCACCCUGACAACACUCAACUCAGCACAGACACAAAUGUGAUUAAACAAUUCUUACCAACUGUUUUAAGACAUUGUGUGAAUGUAUGGGGGCAAAUGUGUUGGUGGCAAGAUUGGAGGCAAUGAGGUGAUGCAUUAGAACGGGACAGGACCAGUCCAGUGUGUACCCCGCCUGUCGCCCGAAGUCAGCUGGGAUAGGCUCCAGCAUGCCCCCGCCACCCUACUUAGAAGUGCCAUAGAAAAUGGAUGGAUGGAUGGAUGGCACAACCGUUCUAAACACUAGCAUCGCUAUAUUGUAAACAGUCACACUUUAACAUGUGACGAUAGCCUAUUUGCUGAUGAAAAAACCAAACGAUCAAACUUACAGCGUCUACAUCUGUAACUAACGUACACUUCUCCAGCCUUUAAGAUGUGUAGCAUGUCUUUUUUUUUUUUAACCAAAGCUGUCCUCAGUGAAGUGGUGGCCGUAUAUGCGGGGUAGGCCCAUUUAGCAGUAUAUCCAUGAGGAAGUUUUUCCUUCAUGACAUCAUGAAAACAACUUCAAAUGCGAAUGAGCAACUCUUAAAAGUGGAGCAAAUAGGCUCUAGGGACACGUUGUUAUAGCAUCACUGAAAAGUGGACCGUGUGAUAUUUGUCUUUGGCCUUUCAACUCAGUGACUGUACAAUAACAAGUUCUAGUUAAAAUAUUUUAAUUAAAACAAACAUGCAGUGAAACUUGAUUCCGAAACUGUCCAAUUUUGACUAAACCAAUUUCAAUAUUUCCAUAAAAAUGUUCACUGCCUUUCUUUUUUCUGCUUUCCUUUUUUGCGCUGUGAUGCACCGGUAUUUUUUUUCUUCUGCACUGCCGAAACUCUCGUGAUGGCGCUUUCCUCCCCCACGAGAGGCAAGUUAGCCAGGCACAGGCGUCCCAUCUGAGUGGGGUACUUGGUCUUUGUGGCACCCUUGAACACGGGCUGGGAGAUGAGAUGCUUGAGGUGUAUUUUCAUGCCUUUCACCAUCUUCUGUUGCUCCCUGUCGUCAUCCUCGUCCCUCCCAUGACCUGUACACAGAAAGUCAAGUUGGCUGCAUUUGGUUGCUUCAUGGAUUCAAUGUGUGUGUUAAGGGUCUUACCAAGUAAGAGGUCUUCAUCAAGAGUGAUGUCCAUGGCCUCUGCUGCUUGUCUGAACCAGGAGUUGUGGUGCUUUUGCCUGUUGUUGUAGAACUCAAUCUUUUCUAUCUUUCUGGCCAAGUUUACACGGUCCUGUUGAGAGAUUCACACAAACAUUAAAUAUAUGCCUAAAUGACAAAUACCGAUUAUUAAGUGACGGAACUUGCCUUGAUAGCCUCCAUGCAGCGGCUGUCUACGGGAAACACAGGAAGCUCCUUAUCCUUUCUAAGGUUCUUGUAAAUUUUUUUAAAGUUCAUCAUGUCAUCUGGACCGAUGAGGAGUAAACUGAGACCCUCCUUCGUAGCUCUUGCUGUUCUGCCGCUGCGAUGGACAUAUGUCUCAGAUGUGCGGGGAACCUGGAGGUGGCAUCAGGUACAGUAGCAACAUUUACAGCAUUCUGUGUGUUGAUAUUGCAGCUGUUUGAUGGUGAAAACUUCAUAACCACAAGCCUUCUGAGAAAGCUCUUAAACUACAAAAACAAAAAUCCACCGUUGUCCAGCUCUAGCCAUUCUCAAAUGAACGUCAUUUGGCAACAAUCAAAGACCCUCUCUGAACGGAGAAUGGCAAGAAGGCUCAC